Plodia interpunctella (Indianmeal moth) is the source of this 4360-nucleotide messenger RNA. It is a transcript of the gene IRSp53, whose product is annotated as Insulin receptor substrate 53 kDa. Gene Ontology annotation, cellular component: nucleoplasm; cytosol. Lineage: Eukaryota; Metazoa; Arthropoda; Insecta; Lepidoptera; Pyralidae. Gene Ontology annotation, biological process: positive regulation of actin filament polymerization; actin crosslink formation; actin filament bundle assembly. Bases 618 to 4166 code for a protein of 1182 amino acids. Gene Ontology annotation, molecular function: protein binding. The record is from RefSeq and is a predicted model, not a curated record. The transcript has 17 exons.
AGUAUCGUUAUCACUGAGCCCAGUCGCUGUUCGACGGUCGAGCAGCGCGCUGGCUGGAAAUUGUGUCGCUGCUGUCUACGCUGGCUGAAGUUUUGCGGAGAUCGCGAUCUGGUAUUUCUUCUGCGGCCUUUCCCGGCUCGUGACCGAUCGCGUUUGCUUUAUAGAAAGUGAAACUGCAUUGUUGAGGCGUGAUUGUAAAUUGUGCAAGGAUCACUAACUUUGUGCUAACUUUAGUGAAGUGGAACCUACUGAAAGUGACACAAACUCACCCGGGACUCGUUUCGAUAUCUGAUCAGUUUUUUUCCGGAAAACUGCGUCUAGAUUAUUGGAGCGCUGUUUAAUUUUCUGUAAACGGUAUUCCACGCCUUGGGAACAAGACGUGAUAACUACGUUGGAAAUACAUUCAAAUGUCUUCGAAAGUGAGUUUGUUUGCAUAACCGACUUGAAAAUCGGAUUCAGAGCAAAGAACGACUGUCAGGUGGUGUACUGAAAUGUGAAUUUUGUGUUUAAAGUGAUAAAAUCGAACUUUGUUUGAGUGUAAAUUUUGUUUAUAUCUCGAUGAAGUUUCACGUGUAACUUGACGCUUAUUGCAACUGCGUUUCGGAAAAUCUCUAGCCAUGGAGACGGAAGAGCUCACGAAACUCGUCGACGGGAUAUACAAGAAUAUCCUGGACAAGUUCAACCCGGGCGCUCGACAGAUGAUCACGGCGGGGAAGGCCUACUUAAAAGCUUUACAUGGGGCAGCAGCGGCUUCUCGGCUGUACGUCGACGCGGUGGGCAAGCUGGGCAGACAGGCUCAGCAGGGCACGUGGGGAGGAUGUGCCGAUAUCGGAACGGCGCUUAUGAAAGUAGUCGAAGUUUACAGAGAAAUACAAGACCAACAAAUGAACAUCCUGAAGGCGUUCUACGUGGAUUUGCUGGUUCCCUUGGAAACUAAUCUGGAAAAAGAUACAAAAGUAGUACAGUCGGAACAGAAACGCUUCCUGCAACAACACAAACUGCGCUCAGAGAGCUACAGCAAAGCGGCGGCGACUAUCAAAAAACAGAGAAAGAAGAAAACCAAUGUCACGAAAGUUGGCUCUGCGAUGGACAAGGAAAUGAAGAACAUGCAAAUAUUAGAAGAAGAAAAAACGAAACUGGACGCGUUCUGCGAACAAAGUUUGAAGAAUGCAAUGACCCAAGAGCGUCGCCGCUACGGCUUUGUUCUGGAGCGUCAGUGUUCCCUCGCGAAGCACUGGCUAGCUUACCAUGCAGCUGGCGCGGCUUCAUACAAUAGCGGGUUAGAAGAAUGGCUCGAAGUAUCCAGGACUAGGGAGUUCCUGCCGCCUAAUGUGGAAGCAAUGUUUGUCAGCAGGAUGAGGCAAGUAUCCUUCUGGGCCGAUGAAGAAGUAUACGCGAGCCCUCGCGCCGGAGACGACGAUGACCGAGCAUCUGUCGGCUCAGCUCUAAGGAAGACCCGCUCCGUGGACGCUUCCUGCCUGGACGUCAGGUCCAUCGGGGACCUGGGGUCUCCCGCCCAGGGACUGUCCAGGGCUAAAUCCGAUUUCAAUCUGCAAGCUAGCUUGCAUACUGGAGAACAAGAUCCUGAUGCCCGUGCAGCGACCCGUCCAUCUUCCCUCGCCCCGCCAUCUUGCACCACUCGCGAGCCGCCUUUGGCCAGGGCUCUCUAUGCAUAUGCAGCAGCCGGCGACAACCAGCUUAGUUUCCAACAGGGAGACGUUUUGGCUCUCCUAGGAGAGAGAACCAAGGGGUGGCAGUAUGGAGAAAAUUUGCGCACCCAUCACGCUGGAUGGUUCCCUCUGGCUUACACUGAACCGAUUGCUAAUGAUGAAAAUCCGGUCAGUUCACCAGCGCGUUGGAGUUGUGCCCAGACCCCGAACGAAGGACCGCCGCCAGCACCGGUGGCCCACGCGCAGACCACGCCGAGCACUCCGUCGGUGCACGCACAUCAUCCACCAGCUCGAAUGUUCGGAGACACGGUCACUGCACACCAUGUCAAUAAAGGCCGCCUGGGUAGCAGUUCUCCAGGGCUACCACCAACACUGCCAGCACCGUCGCCAAGCGUGCUUAGCUCCUCAGCCAGCGCCACCUUCCACACGUCAACUCCAGCUGCUAGCACUACUGCCAUCAAAAACUCCACCUCUGCUGCCAGCUUCACCACCCAUGCAGUCAUCGAAACUAGAAGCUUCGGACCGCAAACUUUACCGAUGCGUUCACAGGUUGCUCAAAAUAAAGCAGGCCCACCUAAAACUGUGGUGUCAGCUGUUGGUGCAGUUGGAAAUGUUUCUCUGCACAGCUCCAAUGACUCGGGUUUCUCCAACGAGCCCCCGCCUCAGCCCGACGUGGACUACAGUGAUGAAGAAGCACAGCGAUUGCGAGUGCCUAUCAGUAAAUCUGCUCAGUCUAUGAACGACCAUAAAGCCUACUUACUAAAAACUCAAAGCUUGAAACGGGGCCCAAAACCAACCAAUGUCAAUGGAUAUCUGACCGAUGAUCAACAAUUGAUGCUCCGUAAUAUGCUCGAUAUGGACCAAGAUUCUCAAAAGGUGAAAAGAACAAAAUCGUUCUGGAAAUUUGGACGUACAACUUCUGAAGAAAUAAUGGAGGGCAUGUCUCUUUGGCAGCAUCGCGAUAUUGUUGAUACUCAUCCAGAAUUCAAGAAAAAACUUUUUGUCAAAAUGAAGAAAGAACUACGUCCCGCACCAGAUGUGCCCGACAUCAAGAAACAACCAAGUCCUGAAAAGACAAUACAAAAUCAAAAUGUUCAAACACGCCCCAAAGAAACGAUUGAUAGGAAAGAAUUAAAGAUGAAUGGCAUACGUCAAGCUAAAAGUUUAGGAUCGAUACAGAAUGGUGAACAAACAGAAAAAGAAAGAAAAACAAAUGAAAAUUAUCGACAGAAUCAGGCCAUGAAAAAGAAGAGUACGUCAGAAAAAUCCAUUGCUGAAGAAAAACACGAAGAAUUUAUUCCAAGAAAUGAAUCAAGACAUUCCGAUUUGACAAAUACGAGCACAAUAAAAACCAAUUUCGAAAACAGCUUUUACAAUGAUGAAAAUGGAGAUGGAUUUGUCAUGAAAACCGUUAAACGCAGAGAAAUAUUACAGAGAUACGAUAAUGACAGCACCUCUGAUGCCAACUCUGUUGCAUCGAGUACAGAUCCGUAUGACUGUAUCAUAGUAGAUGAUCACAUGACAUCUAAAAAGCAACAAGAGCUUGACCGACGUCGUCAAGCCCAAUUGCUUAAUGAGGAUGUAAAAAUUCGCAAGGAAAAUGCUUACAUGCCAGAGUUUGAGGAAAUUGAAGUAACGCCAAUCAAACCACACAUUCGUACUACGUUGUCACCUGAACAAGUUGCAAAGAGUCCAUCCCAUGAUCGUUCUCCACCUAAAACAAUGGAAUUCAAAACAUUCAAGGACAAUUCGAAAGACAUAAAAACAUUUUCAGCCUCAUCUGAAACUCUGAAGUACAAAGAUAAUGACCCUCAAACCGACCGGUAUGGAAUACCUACCGAACGCAAUAAUAACGAAAUACGAAAUGAAGACAAAUACAAUGGACACGAUGAGGGAACAUUAAAAUAUAAGAAACGAUCAAGCAAAGAAGAGAAAAUGAGGCAACAAGCUUUUGAUAAUGUAAAGAACCACAAAAAAGACUAUCCGCAAGCUGAAACAAGAAGUCCAAAGAAAGCUAGAAGACCUUAUGAAAAUAGAGAGCCACGGAUUGACUAUUCUUUGGAUAGACGCCAUAUGAGAAAAGAUAGAGCAGAUCCUCGAGCUAGAAAUAGGAGUUAUGAUGACAGCUCAUUGCCAUAUAAUGGUCGUAGAGACGAGAGAUACUACGAGUCUAAUAUAUCUUACUUUAGCGACCAGGAAAGACGAGUUUCUCGUUAUGACUAUGAAACAGAUUCAAAAAAAGCUGAAAAAUCAAAAAUAAGGCAAGAAGAAGCAAGGUUGGAAGCCAGGCGUUUCAUAGACCGGCGAAGUGAGGGGCCGUACAGUGAAUCAGAUGACCAGAAGUACAACGAAGCCAUGAAACAACAAAGGCCACAAUUGUUACCCCGUACUAAGCUCUUGAAGAGAACAGCCGAUGGAAACGAGUUGCCUGAAGACGGUCACACCUUUGGACCGUGGUAUGAUUUGUGGGGUCGAGAAACUGCUGUCUACAAAUAGUGUAAGAGGCCGCAGCAAUUCGCGACGGUGAAACUUCGGAAGGCGCUAACCAACGAUCGCUCAUCCCCAGCCAUCGAGUAAUGUUUAUUUUGUUAAUUAAUGUUAAAUGUAAAUUAGAAACACCAUGUAUUUUGUACAGUUAAAUAUUCAUAGUUUAACAAAGAAUAUAUCACAAUUUUUACAAUAAUCCAAAA